Molecule: messenger RNA, 2094 nt
Organism: Centruroides sculpturatus (bark scorpion)
Lineage: Eukaryota; Metazoa; Arthropoda; Arachnida; Scorpiones; Buthidae
Exons: 2
Molecular function (GO): nucleic acid binding
Source: RefSeq, a predicted model, not a curated record
AUUACAAAAAUGGAAAACUUGAAUGUAAAUACGAUUAAACAUCGGCAAGGAAAAUCGCUGAGGAGCUCGGAUAAACAAAUAGUAUUAAAUUUGUUUAAUUCUUUAACUGAAACGAAUCCAGAAGUCUGCGUGAAGGAUUUAGUGAAAAUGGUAGCACAGACAACAGGGAUAUCAGAACGGAGCAUUUACAGAAUUCGUAAAGAAUAUUUUACUAAUGGUAAAGUAAUAACUCCUUCGAAAACCCGUAAGCGUACUCAACUCGUUGACAAAUAUGACGAAUUCACAAAAUGUGCCAUUAGAGGUAAAGUACACAAUUUUUAUUUUUUAAACGAAUUACCUACUGUAGAUAAGGUAUUACAGGCUGUUAAUGACGAUCCAGAUUUACCAGACUUUACUCGAUCUACGAUAUAUAAUUUGUUAAAAUUACUUAAUUUUAAAUAUACGAACCGAAACAGAAAUAGUAGAUUAAUUGAAAGAGACGAUAUCAUUUUAUGGCGAAGACAAUAUCUACGAAAAAUAAGAGAAAUGCGUUCUUUAGGCCGUAAAAUUUACUAUUUGGACGAAACAUGGAUUAAUGCGGGCCAUACCAAGAAUAAAGUAUGGAAGGAUUGUUCAAUUACGUCUUAUCGCGAAGCUUUUAUGUCUGGACGAUCUACUGGAUUGAAAAAUCCUUCUGGAAAGGGGAAACGAAUAGUUGUUGUUCAUAUAGGCAGCAAUACAGGUUUUCUGAAUGGUGGUCUGUAUGAAUUUGAAUCAAAGUCGACAAAAGAUUACCAUGAAGAAAUGGAUAGCAAUAAUUUCAAAAAAUGGUUUGAAAAAAUAUUAUCAAAAUUAGAAAGUAAUGCUGUUGUUGUCAUGGACAAUGCUCCAUAUCACUCAGCUAAAAUUGAGAAGAUUCCAAAUUGUAGUUGGAAAAAAGCUGACAUAAUUUCUUGGUUGGAAAAAAAUAGGGUUCGUCAUAACGACAAAAUGUUGAAAAUAGAACUUUUGGAUAUUGUUAAAAAAAUAAAACAUAAAUACGAUAAAUAUAUUAUUGACGAAAUGGCCAAAGAAAUAGGUAUCGACGUGUUACGUUUACCUCCGUAUCAUUGUAAUUUAAAUCCUAUUGAAUUGAUAUGGGCAGAUAUGAAAGGUUACAUCGCACGUCACAACACAACAUUCAAACUGUCGGAUGUGCGAAUUUUAAUGAAUGAAGCUAUCGAACAAAUAAAUGAAGAACGAUGGAGAAAAUGUAUUGAACAUAUAGAAAAAGAAGAACAACGAAUGUGGGAACUUGAUGAGAUUUCAGAAACUGUUGUAGAAAAACUGAUUAUUCAGUCUAACACAAGUAGUGACGAAAGCGAUAUAAAUGAUUACUUUGAGCAACUAUGUUCUGAUACAGAUGAUUAAUAAGGUAAGUUUACACUAUAAUUAUUUUAAAAAAUUUUUAUUUAUAUAAAUAUAACAUAGAUAAAUUCAUACAUGUUUUCUGUAAGUCUUAAUAAUAUAUAUUUAAUAAUAAUUUUUGACAAACUAUAUUUAAACGAUGGAAAUAAUUUAAACGGCUACGUAAAAAUGUUAAAGUAAGCUAUAAUAACUUUUCUAAGUAUUGUAUUAUCUCGGUAAUUUUUAAAUUGUUGUGACAACUUUGACCUACUUUAACACGUGCAGAGAAAGGGGCUUAACUGGUCAACACGUGUCGAGCCACUUCCGAUUGUGAUUUGACCAAUGAAAAUCUUCGGCGGAUUAAUACGACAGAAUCUUUGUGUUUACAGUAGCUGCCAAGUUAGUAUAAAUAGACUAUAGUUAUUUUCCAAUGGCAGAAAACUGAUAUAAUGCAAUGGAGCCAAUUCAGGUAUUUAAAAGAAUGUGCUAGAAUCUUGUUGGUGUGGGAAGACAGCAAGAAAGUAUGGGAGAUGGAUUAAUGUGCCUUCAAAAUGCCUUGGAGCUUAUUGCCAUUCUUAGGCCUGAUGAUGUAGAACAUCAAUUGCUACUUGCUUGGGUAUAUCUAUAUAUGAACAUUAAUCAUUAAUGCAUAUGAAAUUGAAACUAUAUGCAAUCUUUUUGGUAAAAAGUGGCAAAAUAAAUGUACAAAAUGUUCUGUAAAAAGUACAA